This is a messenger RNA of Colletotrichum graminicola M1.001, 519 nucleotides long. Its product is annotated as PLAC8 family protein. The record is from RefSeq and is a predicted model, not a curated record. The coding region runs from base 1 to 519 and encodes 172 amino acids. The transcript is spliced from 2 exons. NCBI's taxonomy places the organism in Eukaryota, Fungi, Ascomycota, Sordariomycetes, Glomerellales, Glomerellaceae.
AUGCAAUCGCAGCCGCAGCUGCAGCCGCAGCCGGAGCAGAAGCAGCCUGAGCAGCACCAGCACCAGCACCAGCACCAGGAGCCGCAGCAGGAGUAUGUCCAGGGAGGCAACAUCCAAACCCAAGAAUGGCAGUCCGGCCUCAUGAACUGCGGGCCGUGCGACACCUGCGUCGUGGGAACGUGUCUCCCCUGCCUACUCGUCGGCAAGACCUCUGAGCGCCUGCGCGACCCGACGAUGCAGACGUACGAGGCCAUCAACACCGACUGCCUCCUCAUGUUCGGCAUCAGCUGUCUCACCGGCUGCGGCUGGGUCUACGCCAUGAUGAAGCGCACCGAGAUCCGCGAGCGCUUCGGCAUCAAGGGCUCCGGCGCCUCGGACUGCUGCGUCGCCUACUGGUGCGCCUGCUGCGCCAUCAUCCAGCAGGACAAGGAAGUCCAGGCGCGCAUGUCGACGGGCCCCAUCAGCCAGGGCUACCAGCCGCAGAAGGAGGGCAUGACCAUGCCCGCUCCGCACAACUGA